This is a messenger RNA of Lottia gigantea (owl limpet), 279 nucleotides long. RefSeq lists its product as hypothetical. The transcript has 3 exons. Gene Ontology annotation, biological process: microtubule-based movement; mitotic spindle organization. Lineage: Eukaryota; Metazoa; Mollusca; Gastropoda; Lottiidae. Gene Ontology annotation, molecular function: microtubule binding; microtubule motor activity; ATP binding. Bases 1 to 279 code for a protein of 92 amino acids. The record is from RefSeq and is a predicted model, not a curated record.
AUGCCAAGUGAAAAACAUAGUAAGAUACAUCUGGUGGAUCUGGCUGGCAGUGAGAGAGCUGAUGCUACUGGUGCCAGUGGACUAAGAUUAAAGGAGAGUGGAAGUAUCAAUAAAUCAUUGGUAACACUGGGCAAUGUUAUCUCUACACUAGCUGAAAGUUGUGAGAAUGAUGGAAAAAGAAGAAAUAUAUUUAUACCAUACCGAGACUCUGUUUUAACAUGGCUACUUAAAGAUAGUCUGGGAGGAAACGCUAAAACUAUUAUGAUAGCUAGUAAGUAG